ACGAGCCGCGGGCGCGCACCGCGGGCGCGCGGCGCUCGGCCGCGGGCAUGGACUGGGAGAUCGCGGACAGCACGCGCGUGGGCCGCAGCCGCAGCCAGUGGUGCUCGCCGCUCCCCCUGAACUUCAGCUUUGCGGGGCUGAGCCUGCUGGGCAUCGCCCGGGUCUUCCUGCUGGUGCAGUGCGGCUACGGCGUGGUCCUCGUGGCGCUGCACGGGCUCCUGCUCGCCCCGCCGUUCAACGAGUCCACCUGCGUCUGGCUGCCCCCCUGGACGGACCUGGCAAGGCCUCGGGGCUGCGCGCAGACCGCCCCCCACAGGCGGCCCCGGCUGACCUGA
Messenger RNA from Prorocentrum cordatum, 335 nucleotides. The record is from the annotation of a GenBank genome assembly. Lineage: Eukaryota; Dinophyceae; Prorocentrales; Prorocentraceae.